Messenger RNA from Stylonychia lemnae, 954 nucleotides. The record is from the annotation of a GenBank genome assembly. Lineage: Eukaryota; Ciliophora; Spirotrichea; Sporadotrichida; Oxytrichidae.
AUGUUCAUAUCUGUUUAGUUUGGCUACAAUUAAAACAAACUUUUCAAUAUUAACUGCCAGAUAGCACCUCUUCUCGAUGCUAUUAAUGAUGGAUGCUACAAGGAAAUGGGUAAAUUCCUCAAGAAGAGAGAGGAAUUUUUCAAUAAAGAAAUCUCCUCAUUCAAAAAGAAAGAGUAAAAUUUGCAAAAAAAAUUGGAACGUUUAGAACCACCUAAAUCGCUUGAAGCUCCCAAGGAAGAAGUCAAAGUCAAAGAAAAAAAGGAUCCGAAAAAAGCUGCAAAGGAUAAACCCAAGCCUGGUGAAAAACCUGCUAAAAAAACAAAAAAAUAAUAGUAAGAGGAGGAAGAAGAAAAGAAACGUAAAGAGGCAGAGGAAUAAGAACGUUUAAGAAAAGAAGAGGAGGAAAAAAAGAAGAAGGAGGAAGAAGAAGCAGCCAGGAAAGCAGAAGAGGAGAAGAAAAAUAAAGCAGCUAAGAAGCCAGCAGCCCCAGGAAAAGGAGGUAAAGCUGAGGAAGAAAAAAAAGAUGAGCCAGUUGUUGAAACUGAAGAAAUAAGAAUAGCCCGAGAAAAAGCUGAAACUCUAGCACAGAUAGACGAAUUAAAAAAGUAAAUUGAAGUCUAUUCUGGAAAACUAUCGGCAUUAACUGAAGCUCAAGCUAAGUUAGCUGAGGAGGAGUAGAAACAAAAAAUAGUUGAUCUCUGCGAGAAGACUGGAGAGAGAAAACACUUAAGAGCAAGUGGCGAUUAAUAUGCACAUACACUGCUAAGAGAAAGGAAAGCUUAUGUAUUAGUAUAGAUAAAGAAAGGAGCGAAUGAUGAGGAGGUAGUAGAAAAUAUUGUAUUAGAUGGAGGUUGUAUAAGAACGCCAGAGGAAGAUGUUGAGUGGGAAGAGGAACAGAGAGAACUUGAAGCUCUAUAGGGCAAAGCUGGUGGUAAACCCCCUGCUAAGAAAUGA